AUGGGCGCCCCCGGCCCGGCCACGCGGCUCCUGCCCCCCCUCGUUCUGGCGCUCGCAGGGGUCGCCCGGGGCACCUUCACGGUGGUGGCCUGGCCGCGGGUGGCCGUGGUGGCCUUCGGGGGCUCGGUGACCGUCAACUGCAGCCGCAGCGCCUGCCCGGGGGGCGACAACGCCACGCUGGGGCUGGAGACCCCCCUGCCCGCGACCCCCGGCGCCGGGGGGCUCCGCUGGCAAAGCUUCCGGCUCCACAACGUGUCCCGGUGGAGCCCCGGGCCCGUCACCUGCACCGGCCGCUGCGGCGACACCGAGGCCAACGCCAGCACCGGCGUCCUCGUCUACCAGCUGCCGGGGGGGGGGGAGCUGGAGCCGGUGCCCCCGGUGGCGGUGGGGGACAGCCGGAACGUGACGUGCCGCGUGCGGGAGGUGGCUCCGCUGCGGAACCUGACGGUGACGCUCCGCCGCGGCACCGAGACGCUGCGCACCGAGAGCUUCGGCGACGCCGAGGGCAGCGCCAGCGUGGCCGUGAGCCACCCGCUGACCGUCACCCGCGGGGACCACGGCCAGCACGUCACCUGCCACGCCGAGCUCUCCCUGCGGCCGCACGGGCCCCUCUUCGCCCGCGCCGCCGUCCCGGUCACGCUCUCGGUGUUCGCUCUCCCGGAGCCGCCGCAGCUCCGGGUCCCCGCCGUCCUCGAGGCCGGCACCGUGACCGCCGCCAGCUGCCGCAUCACCGGCGCCUUCCCGGCCGGCGACGUCCGUGUCACGGCCGCGCUGGACCGGGAGCCGCUGAACGUCACGGCGGCGGUGGCCGGCGACACGGUGACGGCCAGCACCGAGCUGUCCCCGCGCAGCCCGGGCCCGCGGGAGCUCAGCUGCACGGCCGCGGUGGCCACGGCGGCACGGACGGCGCGGAGGCAGCUCCACGUUUACCGAUUCCCGGUGCCCACCCUGCAGCUGAGCCCGGCCCCGGUGGCGGCGGGCGGCGAGGUGACGGUGACGUGCCGCUCCGGUGCCACCGAGCCGCCGGCGGCGCGGCUGCAGCUCCGCGAUGCGAACGGCGGCGUCCUGGCCGAGGGGCCGCCGCCGCGGCUGCAGCUCCGGUUACCGGCUCGGCGCGACGACGACGGACGGGAAUUCCGGUGCCGGGCCAGCCUGGCGGUCGGUGACACCGUGCUGACAAAGGACGCGGACGCGCGGCUGGCGGUGCUCUAUCUCCCCGAAAUCCCGGCCAGCGGCUGCCCCGCCCGCCGCACGUGGCUGCGGGGCACGCUGGCGGCGCUGUCCUGCCGCGCCACCGGCAACCCCGCGCCCACCGUGACCUGCGGCCGCCGCGGGGUCCCGGUGGCCACCACCGAGCCCGAGCCGGUGACCCGGUCCCGAGCGGGCACCUACGUGUGCAACGCCACCAACGCGCUGGGCACGCGCAGCCGCCGCGUCACCGUGCGCGUGGAGUACGAGCCCACGCUGUCCGAGGCGGGGUGCCCGGCGCGCCGCGUCUGGGUGGAGGGGCAGCGGCGGGAGCUGGAGUGCCGCGCCGACGGGGACCCCGCGCCCAGCACGAGCUGCGCCCGGCACGGUGACACCCAGCACGGUGACACCCGUGGGAGUGGCACCCGUGGGAGUGGCACCCAGCACGGGGACACCCGUGGGAGUGGCACCCAGCACGGUGACACCCAGCACGGUGGCACCCGUGGGAGUGGCACCCAGCAUGGUGGCACCCAGCACGGUGACACCCGUGAUGGUGGAGCCCGCAAUAAUGGCACCCAGCACGGUGCCACCCAGCAUGGUGGCACCCACAACGGUGGCAUCCGUGAGAGUGGCACCCGUGGGAGUGGCACCCACAAUGGUGGCACCCACCACGGUGACACCCACGAUGGUGACACCCAGCACGGUGACACCCAUGAUGGUGGCACCCAAAAGGGUGGCACCCGCGAUGGUGGCACCCACAACGGCGAGGUCACCCUCCACGGUGACACCCUUGAUGGUGGCACCCACGAUGGUGACACCCUCCAUGGUGGCACCCACGAUGGUGACAACCACUAUGGUGGCACCCAUGAAGUUGGCACCAGUGACAGUGACACCCACCAUGGUGAGGUCACCCACGACGGUGGCACCCACGACGGUGGCACCCACGACGGUGGCACCCACGACGGUGGCACCCGCGGCCGCGUGGUCACCCGGGCCGACGGUGGCCGCUACGUGUGCAGGGCCACCAACCGGCACGGGGUGGCCGUGAGGAGCGUCCUGGUCACCGUGGAGUACCGGCCGAGCCUCGGCGAGCGCGGCUGCCCCGAGCGGCGCCGGUGGCUGGAGGGGACCCCGGCCGAGCUGGGCUGCGCCGCCACCGGGAACCCCCCGCCCCGCGUCACCUGCGCCAAGCUGGGCGAGCCCGGCAACGCCACCGGGCCCGGCGACCCCCGGGACCCCCCCCGGGCCACCGCCAACGUCACCCGCGCCCACGCGGGCACCUACCGGUGCCGGGCCACCAACGCGCACGGCUCCGCCGUCCGCAACGUCACCGUGGCCGUGGAGUACGGCCCCGCCGGUGUCACGGUGCGCGUGCUGCCCUCGGCCAACGUCAGCCGCGGCGGCGGCUUCACCGUGGAGUGCGGCGCCGAGGGGCUCCCGGUGCCCACGUACAGCUGGGCGCUGCCCCCCGCGCCCAACCUGCGCCUGGCCGCCGACAACCGCUCGGUCACCGUCACCGGAGCCACGGCGGCCAACCGGGGCGUCUACACCUGCACGGCGAGCAACCGGCACGGCCGGCGGGCCGGGAGCGUCGUGGUGCGGGUGGACGGGAGCCGUCUGGCGGCGCUGGCGGCGUUGGGGUCCCUGGGCGCGGUGGCGGCGCUGGCGCUGGCGGCGGCCGGCGGCGUCUACGUGAAGAGCGCGGCCGGUAGGACGGGCGAGUACAACGUGCGCGACGCCGAGGGCUUCGGGACCAGCACCGGCACCGCCACUGCCACCGGCACCGGCACCGAGGGCUUCGGGAUCUGCCUGGCGCAGCCGUGACCGGCACCGGCACUGGCACCGGGACCGGCACCGGCACCGGUACCGAGGGCUUCGGGAUCCGCCUGGCGCAGCCGUGA
Molecule: messenger RNA, 3089 nt
Organism: Lonchura striata (white-rumped munia)
Lineage: Eukaryota; Metazoa; Chordata; Aves; Passeriformes; Estrildidae
Source: RefSeq, a predicted model, not a curated record